UAGGAUGAAAAGAAUUAAUUGUCAUUAAUUAAAAAGUUGGAACUUACAAAGAAUCCCAAAAUCUUGAUGAACAAGGCUGAAAAGCUCUCUAAAUUUUGUAAUAGAGUUUAUCUCUCUAAUCUCCGUAAUGAAAAACAAGCAAACAAGGGCUGAAUAAAUAGAAACACUUGGAAAGUGGCCGAAAAUCGACCCGUACGGGUGCGUGUAAAUAAUUCGGCGUCAAAAUUUUCUUCUGCUCGCACGGCGUGCGGCUGCCCGCAUGGUCCGACCAUGUGGGGUACUCCUGCAACUGUUUUUGAGCCGCGGGGCGUGCGGUUUCAUCCGUGGGGCGUGCGGUUCAGACUUUUGGACUUCAUGCUCUCCAAAUCACCCGCGGGGCGUGCAGAUAUGAUGCGCGGGACACACGAACCUCUUUUGAACCGUUUUCUUGCAUUUUUCUUCCCCUUUCGACCCUGAUUGAUCCCAUCUUCAAUCUUUGACCACUUUUGACUCAAAUUAUGCUCCUUAAUCGUCCUGUGGACCUCAUAUGCUUCUAGCCAUCUCUUGAACGAAUCCCAAAUCUUCUCAAAUUAAGUUCUAACGCCGAUGGGGGGUCCAAAUUCCUGAUUUUCUCUUCUAAACACAAACCAAAUCAGGUAAACUGUGACUUGAGCUAAUUAAACACUUUGUGACACAAAAGAUUAGGAAAAGUGACAAAACUCAAUCCAACACGCAUCAAAUACGUGUUGAAAUAUGAACUCAAUCCCAAGGAAUGGGAGGCGAGGAAAAUGAAGAACGUCGAGGAGGCGAAGGAAAUGAGAAAACCAUGGCCCGGCAAGAUUCUAGUAAAAAUGGGAACCAUUGGGGAGCAGGAUCUUUUUUGGCGUGACUUUUGAAUAUUUUGAAGUUGGUGUUCCAACUUUUAAAAUAUAAACAAUGACACCCACUAUUUUUCAAAAAAAUCUCUAAAUAGGACUAAAAUAUGAAUAUAAUUCAUAAAUAGUACUUUUAAUGUUUUAUUCCCAAAAUAGGACUCAAUAACUCCAAUUUUGAAAAGUUUUAAUUAAGUUAUUCUUUUAAAAGGACUAAAUAAGUCGGAAUAAAAUUAAACAUACUUAGUCCUAUUUUUUGAACUUUGUGUUGGUUUUGAUCUUAUAUUGAGCGAUUUCUAUUUUUUAAAUGGUGGUUUCAAUUUUAAAAUUUUGAAAGGUUACACAUACCUAUAUGUAGAUUAUUUUUUCAGUGGUGUCAAUUUUAAAUUUUAAAAAAAUUAUAUAUACCUAUAUAUGAAAAAGAAACCAAGCAAUCUAGUCGAACUGAUUGUGAGGUUAUCGUGCCUAGUGGGAGGUCUCGAGUUGUGAAUUGACACCACAACCCUAUAGGUGGCUCCGUCCCUAGACAUCAAGCUCAAAGUGCAGGGGAAGCACACAUCUUAUACCUUAGUGUAUCUCAAAGUGCAGUCAGCUCUGUCCUAGUAUAGUAUGAGAAGAGGGGGAACACGCAAAAACCAGUAUAUUACAUAAGCAAAUUUUGCAUGGGGUCAAGCUUAGGAACCCCUCCUUAGAUAAAACAAUCGUGACAGUUUAUGUGUCAGCUCUUUAGUCAUGUCAGCAUUCUCUGAUGGAUCAGCUGCGAGUACCAAACCCCUAUUUUCCUCCUCAGCAAUAUAUCAUACUACAAUUCUUCGUGAUCAUUUCCAUAGUAACACAAUCCUAAAUUAACAAACACAACCUAGAGACUUACCCAGCCAAAUACACCCGAAGAAUAACAAAAAUUAUAAAGAACAGAACCCAAUUGCAAGCCACUGCAAACUAAACAACGAAGAUGUACUACCCCACCCUAUAAUCGGAUCUGAAACUGUACCACAAAACCUCGGCCACACAAAGCCGGAAACAAUACGCGGGACAAACGCCCGGAGCAAGAAACAACGAUCGAACAAGAAAACGAAAAAGAAGAAACCUUGCAACAAAGGAGUAAACGCCGUCACCUUCACCAAUCUGAAUCGACCCGGGUUCCGCUAGGGUUUGCGGCGGCCGCUCCGUACAAGAGAUGUCGUUGUUACCGCUGCCCAUCACCACCCACCGCCACCGCGAUCACCAUGUGACCCCAGCGCCGCCAAGUAACUGGCAGCUGCCUAAACAACAACCUCCCUGCCUCGCCUAGUCCCUAGCAGCCCUAACAACAACCACGACGGUGGACGCUGCCACCCCCUUGCCCACCGGCCCAGUCCACAAACCCCAGCCCCAUCCGGAACACUCCCCCAUACCCCCUCCAGCACCCUCCCCCAGCAGCCCCCAACCCUCUCCAGUACCCUCCCCAGCCCCCUCCUCAUCCCACAUAUUGUGACUGGUCCACCACCGAUCAAAAUCUCUCUAUCCACAACCCGCCACCACAGGCCAAUAUCUCUUCGUCCAUAGCCCCCAACAAUCUACUAGCCAAAGUGACAUCUCCAUGGCCCACAGGGCACACCCCAGCCACCCCACCACAGUUCAUAACGCACACCCCCACUCAUCCAUUACAACCACCAUCCGACCCUGUCAGUACCGCUCAUCGGUUUCUGAACACCCUACCACCAGAUCGAAACCUUAGCCACCUGGAUCUGAAAAAUCAAGAUGUGGGGAUACAGAAUCUGCAGAUCUGGACAGGAUUUUGAUUGGCGGCUAUCGAGACGCUCCAUCGAAGAAGACAACGACGGAGGUUCUCCAAAGCAGCGGCAAUCGAGACACACCGUCGAAGACGACAAAGAAGGAGGUGUUCUAAAGCGGUGAUGCUAGAUUUACAGUCGAGAAGAAAGGAGAAGAAGAAGAAAGUGACGAUGGCUCAAUCGGAGAACACUGAUGGAAAAGGAGCGAUGGUAGUAUGGAUGUGUUAGAGGUGGUGGAGGCCGUUCGAUUGGAGAUGAGUGGAGAGAUGGGAAUUGGAUGUCAAUAGACCCGAGAUGAGAGAUGGGGAGACGGAAGAGAAAAUGUCGGCUCGAUCACUUUUUUGUCACAAUCUAACAAUAAUAUUUGGGCCAUUAUUUCUUGUUUUUAAUUAUGAUAAAAAAACAAAAUACAAAAUACUAAAUACUAUCGUAUAAUUUGUGACGAUAUUCUUUUCUUUCAGGUGGGAUUCAACAUUCCUCCGGCAUUACUUGAUACGCCGGUCACCUUAGCUAAUCUCCAUCACCACAUUAAUAUAUAGUCUGAGCAAAAUCAAUCCUAUAUUCCAUAACCCCUGCCAGACCAAUUAAUCAGCUGGCCGGAAAAUGGAAAACCCACCUACAAAAACAGACGCCGGAACAAACUCCGACCGGCCAAUAAAAAUUUCCGGCCGCUCCCACACAGCCCGUUAUUACUUUCACCAGGUGAAAGACAGCCUAACCACCAGACUCUCCAAGUUUAUCCUCUCAAUCAUCUUAGGCGGUCUCUUCGUCAUAGCCCUCAUCGCCUUCAUUUUGUGGAUAAGCCUUCGGCCCCACCGCCCCAGGGUCCGCGUCGAGUAUUUCUCUUUUCCGGCGCUUGGUAACGGAAGCGCCGCCGCUGCCGGCAGAGAUGCCCAUAGUAUUAGCUUCAACGUGACGGUGAGAAACUCGAACCAGAAUAUCAAGAUCCACUACGACGCCGUUCUGGUCAAGGUUUCCUACGACGGCCAGACCAUAGGGAACGCUUCUUUCCCGAAACGGUUUUAUCAAGGGGCGAAGAACACGACGGCUUUCGCCGGGUCGAUCACCGGGGCGGCGCUGAAUGCGAGUAGUCAGCACUGGACGCGCCUGGUGGCCGGCGCGUCGCGGGGUUUGGUGGUUUUCGGGCUGGACUUGACGUCGACGAUCCGGUUCAAGGUGGGGUCUACUUGGAAGUCGAGAGAGCAUAGGAUGAAUACCAAUUGUGGGGUCGGGAUUGGAACAGAUGGCAUGCUCGCAGCAGCUUACAAAGACAGGAUUUGCCCUAUGUAUUUUAAUUAGCUAGUGUUGCUGCAAAAUUAAUUUAAAUUUGAAAUUUUCAUUUCGUAUAUAUAAUUCUUUUAUUUGUGUCAUAAACAAAAAUAUAUUGGGCAUAUUAUACACAUCGACAUGUACAAGACCCAAAAUUGUUUCAAUUUUCUCCAUUAUUGAAGUUAUACAUUCGCCUCUUCUAUGAGAUAGAUUACAAAAUCACUUAGAGUCCGU
Messenger RNA from Cuscuta europaea, 4126 nucleotides. The record is from the annotation of a GenBank genome assembly. NCBI's taxonomy places the organism in Eukaryota, Viridiplantae, Streptophyta, Magnoliopsida, Solanales, Convolvulaceae.